ACACACACACACACACACACACACUCAGAGGAACCCAAACAAAUCCUUAAAUAGGAGACGACAGGCUGCUGGAGGAGGUCGCCGCCUGCCAGACUACAGAGUGAACAUUUAUGAGCUGCUGGAUGUGUUUUCUUUCAGACUGUGAGGAUGCUGGUGAUGCUCAACUCCACUUCCUCCAGCCCUCUGGACCUGCUGACGAGUAACAGCAGUUCUGCACUAACAGGGGGCGCUGUGACCCUGCCGAAGGACAGCUUCGCUAAUGCUCUCACCAAGAACAUAGUGGCCAUGCUGGUGUGGCUGACCCUCAGCAUCAUCAACGGCAGCAUGGUGCACACCUUCCUGCAGCACAGUGUCUUCUACGAGAACCCGCGGUACAUCAUGUUCAUCUACAUGGUGAUCAACGACGCUCUGCAGCUCAGCCUCGUCACCGCUCUCUACGUGGUCAGCUACAUCUUCCGGAAGAUCCACGCCUCGGUCUGCUGCUGUCUGAUCAUGACGGCGGUCCUCACCACCCGCUCCACCCCUCUCAUCCUGGCAGGCAUGGCGGUGGAGCGUUACAUCUCCAUCUGCUUCCCCUUGCACUACAGCCAGAUGUGCACCGUCCCUCGCACCGUCCUCCUCAUCUGCGUCAUCCUCAUCCUCACCGCCACCCCGCCCAUCUCGGAUCUCCUCAUCACUAUUGUCAACGAGCCGGCAAGUUUAUUCCACACCCCUAUUUUCUGUGACCACCCACUCCUCUUCCGCCAGCGGUCCAUCUACUACAAGAACUGCGUGUUUGAUGGGGUGUACCUAUCCUUCGUGGCCCUGACGCUGAUCUACACCUACUGCAAGAUCAUGCUGACAGCCCGAGCUGCCUCGGCGGGCCUGGCCUCCGUGAAGAGGGCGAGGAACACGGUGCUGCUGCACGGGCUGCAGCUGCUGCUGUGCAUGCUCGCCUUCGUGGUUCCUUCCCUCCAGGCUGCUCUCAUCUCGCUCUUCCCCCGCUUCAGCCUGGAGAUCCGCUACAUCUUCUUCCUGGUUGUCUACAUCAUCCCUCGUUUCAUGAGUCCUGUGAUCUAUGGUUUUCGGGAUGAGCAGUUCAGGAGGUACUGGACCCGGUAUCUCGCCUGUCGGAGACAGAGUAUCAUCAGAGUCAGACCGGCGCUACUGAAAGUGAACCUGUAGCUGAAACGAAUCCAACUGAUUGGCUGUCAGUCAGUGUGUUUCACGCUCAUGAAUUCAUGGUGACAAGUGGAGAUUUUUUUUCACAAUAAAACUGUUUACCAAGAGUAAACUUAAAUAAUCUCAAAAAUAUAAAAAGAGCAACAGAUGGAUAGGAAGGAUGACAGGAUGUCAGACAUUGUCAAAUGUGUUUAUGAAACACUGUAAGCAAAGCAUGGUGGGAGCUGUGAUGUUUCCUGGCUCCAGUCUGGAGUUUAAUACCAGCACUGUGGUCAUGGUGCAGAGUAUUUAAAGGCAGCAGCCAUCUUUUAGAUUCUUUCCUCAUCCCGGCAAACUGAAGACAGUGCAGCAGUAGUGCAGCAGUAUUUGCCAGUGAUGGUUAAACAACAGAGGCUCAACCUCUCAGAGCCUUCAGGUGUGUCUUCAAGAAAUCGCUGAAUAUAAAA
Molecule: messenger RNA, 1607 nt
Organism: Scatophagus argus
Lineage: Eukaryota; Metazoa; Chordata; Actinopteri; Scatophagidae
Product: odorant receptor 131-2-like
Exons: 6
Coding region: 148-1164 (338 amino acids)
Biological process (GO): G protein-coupled receptor signaling pathway
Cellular component (GO): membrane
Molecular function (GO): G protein-coupled receptor activity
Source: RefSeq, a predicted model, not a curated record